Molecule: messenger RNA, 930 nt
Organism: Carya illinoinensis
Lineage: Eukaryota; Viridiplantae; Streptophyta; Magnoliopsida; Fagales; Juglandaceae
Product: thioredoxin-like protein 4B
Exons: 4
Coding region: 29-484 (151 amino acids)
Biological process (GO): mRNA splicing, via spliceosome
Cellular component (GO): U5 snRNP; U4/U6 x U5 tri-snRNP complex; spliceosomal complex
Source: RefSeq, a predicted model, not a curated record
AGAGAGAGAGAGAGGUGCGCAGAGAACGAUGAGUUACCUAAUGACGACGCUGACGAAAAAGCGAGAGGUGGACACAAUCAUCAGAGACACCAUCGACAAGGUCCUCGUCCUCCGUUUCGGCCGCGCUUCCGACCCUGUCUGUCUCCAUCUCGACGACCUCCUUCGUAAAUCCUCUCGGGAGGUUUCUAAGUUUGCGACGGUGGCACUCGUAGAUAUCGAUUCCGAGGAAAUUCAAGUUUAUGUCAAUUAUUUUGACAUUUCUUUUAUACCGUCUACUAUUUUCUUCUUCAAUGCUCACCACAUGAAGAUGGAUUCAGGUACUGCAGAUCAUACUAAAUGGGUAGGUGCAUUUCAUAAGAAGCAAGAUUUCAUUGAUGUUGUGGAGGCAAUAUAUAGAGGGGCGAUGAAAGGCAAGCUGAUAGUGAGUUGCCCUCUGCCUUCAGAGCGAAUACCAAAGUAUCAACUGUUGUACAAGGAUGUGUAGAAGGUGGAUUACCCUGGUAAAGUCUCAGCGAAGCAUUUUUAUUAUCCUACAUGAUACACCUUGCUCUAAAAGAACACCGAGCUCUUUUGUAAGGGCACUUCCACAUUAAUUUGUUGGAAUAUGAAUAUUUCUACUUAGUGAGGAGGUUGUUCUUUUGUGGGGAGCCUUGAGUGACAUUCUGCUAGCCUCUGAGAUCCAUAAUGAUUCACCCAUGUAAAUUAGAAAUGUAUUCCGAGUGGACUUCAAAAAUAUUGACAAGGAGAUAAAGAUCAUUUCAGAAUCUUAUUUCCAUAAUUUAUUUUAUUUAUUAGUGUCUCUAGAAAAGACAUUAUGUAUAUCUUGCGAAAGAAAUAUAGUGAAAAUAGAAAGUAACAUGCAGUGUACAUUGAAACAAGGCGUGGCCUGAUAUGUAAUACAAGGAUACACAAAGUGCAUCUAUUGGGGCA